AUGACAACUGGUGACACUGUCCUGGGACGACGAAGUCGCCCCCAACCGGACUGGUACAUUGACAGCAGUGACACCCUGGACCCACUGCUGAAGCGUAGAAAUGAUGCCUAUGCAGCAUGGAUUGCCCAUGGUCGCCAGGACGAUCAGUUUGCCCGUAAAUUUAGAUCAGUGCGCAAUGCCUCCCGUUCUGCCAUACGCCGUGCGAAAACACAGUGGCUAGAGGAGAAAGCUGCGGAGGCGGAGCGAGCACGCUUCAAUGGCGCAACGGUCUGGAAAUGUAUUCGUGAUAUUCAGCGUGCUACUCUUGGCCUUGCCCCAACUAAGGUGCAGGCCAUCAAGGAUGAACACGGUUGUGUGUGCACCACAGAGGAGGAACGUGCGACAAGGUGGUGUGGCCACUUCAAAGGUGUCCUGAACAUUCGUAGCUGCGCCGACCCACGUGUCCUUGCGCUCUUGCUACAGCUGGAGAGCCAGGAUGAUUUCGCGAUCCCACCACAGCUAGCUGAAGUGACAAAAGCCGUCGCGCACCUCCAAAAUGGCAAAGCAGCCGGCAGUUCAGGCAUUAUCCCAGAGCUGGUCAAGGCUGGCGGCGACACCUUCAACUGUGCGCUCACCAAGUUGCUGGCCACCGUGUGGAAUGAAGAACGAGUCCCGCAAGACUGGGUAAAUUCUGUCCUGGUCCCUCUUCCGAAGAAGGACGACUUGUCACUUUGUGACAACUGGCGAGGAAUUGCUCUGCUGGAUGUGGUCGGCAAGGUGGUCGCUCGCGUUGUCCAAACCCGGCUGCAGACAGUGGCUGAAGAAGUCCUUCCUGAUUCCCAGUGUGGAUUUCGUCGUGCUAGAUCCUGCACUGAUAUGAUCUUCUCUGUACGCCAGAUCAGCGAGAAGGUCUUGGAACAUCAUGACAGAGCCUUCUUACUGUUCAUCGACCUGAAGAAGGCAUACGACAGCGUCCCCCGUGCCGCGCUUUGGGCUGUUCUCCUCCGUCUCGGUGUACCGGAGAAACUGGUCAGCAUUAUCAGAGCAUUCCAUAAGGACAUGGAGACGUGUCUACGCAUUGAUGGUCGGCUGUUGGACCCGCUAGAGGUACAGAAUGGCCUGCGCCAGGGCUGCUCCGUGGCACUGGUCCUUUUCAACCUGUAUAUGGCUGCUGUCUUCCAUACCUGGAAGCAGCGGAUGGAAGGCGUGGAUGGCUUCGGUGUCGAUAUCCGCUACAACAUCAAUGGUCAGCUAAUACAGAAGCCUUGCUGCACAGCAGUGUCAGACACCGUCGAGUGCGUAACGGAGUUUCGCUACCUUGGGUCGAUCAUCGAUACGUAUGGCCGGUGUUCGAUUGACAUUUCCUCCAGAAUUGCGGCUGCCUCCCGUGCGUUUGGCUCCCUGCGGAAGCCAGUUUUCAGCAACCACCAUCAGUCCGUCCGCACCAAGAAGAAUAUCUUCAAUGCGUGCGUUGUCACCAUUCUGCUGUACGGAGCUGAGUGCUGGGUACCCUCCAAGCCGACAUCCGGAGGCUCUCCACGUUCUACAUGCAGUGUCUGCGUACCGUUCUUGGCAUAA
Messenger RNA from Sycon ciliatum, 1557 nucleotides. RefSeq lists its product as uncharacterized. The coding region runs from base 1 to 1557 and encodes 518 amino acids. The record is from RefSeq and is a predicted model, not a curated record. Lineage: Eukaryota; Metazoa; Porifera; Calcarea; Leucosolenida; Sycettidae. The transcript is spliced from 2 exons.